Arachis ipaensis is the source of this 762-nucleotide messenger RNA. NCBI's taxonomy places the organism in Eukaryota, Viridiplantae, Streptophyta, Magnoliopsida, Fabales, Fabaceae. The record is from RefSeq and is a predicted model, not a curated record.
AUGGACAAGAUUGUUGAAGAGGUCACAAAAAGACUUCCUCCCUUGCCUCUGCAUAUUGAUCGUCCACUUGGAUGUGAUUCUGAACUUGAAGAGGCAAAAUCACUUCCACAGAUUGAUUCACAUGCUACCUCUUUUAUGUUGGUAAUUCAUGGAGAACGUGAAAUAAGCAAAUUUGUUGCGGAGCUGUAUAACAAGAUUAGGCCUCACUUUGUAGCUGCAAGUUUUCUUUCUAAUGUCAGUGAGAAAACAAAUGAAAGUGGUUUUGGCCUAGAAAUUCUACAGAUCACCCUUCUUUCUGAGAUGAUAGGAAAGGUAAAGACUAAGAUUGGAAGUACAUUCAAAGGAUCCUCUGAAAUAAAAAAAAGACUAGACCAGAAAAGGGUUCUUCGAGUUUUGGAUGAUGUUGAUAGCAUACAACAACUGAAUUCACUAGCAGGAGGAACUGAUUGGUUUGGUCCUGGUAGUAGAAUCAGUAUAACAACAAAAAAUAAAAAUGGGCUAGAAGAUGAGCAUUUGUCAAAUAAUGGUCUUAAUAUGGUUAUGAAGCAUUACAUCUACAAAGAAAGUGGAUCUACUGUGAAAGAAAAAAAUGUAGUGGGAUUGGUGAAAGAUUUUGAAAUUGUGAUUAAUCAGCUCAAGGAAGAAGGUUCCCCUGAGAAUGUUGUUUCCAUUGUUGGCAUGGGUGGGUUAGGCAAGACUACACUUGCUCGAAAGAUCUACAAUAGCGAUGAGGUCAAGACGAUAUAUCCUUGCCGUGCCUGA